CAAGAACAACUUAUAAACGGCCGUUUUCCGGCCGGACCGGACCGUUUUCAAAAUUUCUUACCGGUUCCAGCUCUGUAUAGAACUAUCGACAUCUAUUGUUAAAGUCUUACAUACAGUAUAAAACAUAAAAAUCAAUAUUUAAUUAUAUGAUAUUUAAUUUUUUUUUAUGAACUUAUCUUAUAAUAAAAAAUGUUUUAUUUAAAUAUAAAUAUUGAACUCAGAGGUUAAUGCUAUAGAGUUUUUAUAAAAAAUGGAGAGAUGCAGUUGUUCGAUUGUCUAGCCAAAAACAUAAUGAGACAACCAAUGUGAAACUGAAACAGUUUGUUUUUCUAUUAGUUUAAACAUUUUAAAGAUUUUUCAUAAAUAUGGUAAGCAUACUGAAGAAAAAAUAUACAUACAUCUGUUUCUUAUAGGCGUUAACUCGUCAAUUAUAUAAACAUCAAGGUGGUAGCAAUACUGGUACAAGUAAUUGGAUUGCUAAUCAAAAUGCUAGACGUGAACAAGAAGCUGAUCGAAUCUUUCGUGAACGACAAUUAGCACAAGGUCGUAUUGAAACAGAAAUGCAAGAAUUUGAAAUGAAAGCAACAAAUAAACGAAAUACACGUGAGCAAGCACGUGUGGAACGUGAUCGAGCAAUGGAAGAAGCUAUUAUUCGAGCACAAUCUGAAAAAAAAUCAGCAGCUGAAGCACGCAGUCAAGAAGAACGUCUAGCUACAGAACUUGAAAGAAUCAAACUUGACAAAAUACGCGAUGAAAAAAUGCGACAACAAAUUCGUGAAACAAGUUAUGAGUUACGUGAAUUAGAAUCGAAAUUACGUGCUGGUUAUGUUCAAAAAGAGCGCACAGCACAGAUGGCUGAAAAAGAAGCUUUAAAAUUUGAUUCAUGUUUAGAAGAUGCUGAAAUAGCACGACGUAUGCGUACUGAAACUGAUAAAGCUGAACAAGAUCGUCGUCAACGUGAAAUUAUUCGACAACAAGAAAUGAUACGUUAUAAACAAGAACUUGAACGACAACUUGAAGAACAAGAAUUAAAUAAACAAAAAGCUUACGAAGAAUUUCUACGAGAAAAAUUAGUGAUUGAUGAAAUUGUUAGAAAGAUCUAUGAAGAAGAUCAAAAGUAUGUGGUUUUAGAAAUUGAUUUGGUUUUUUUUUCAAAGUUGUAUUAA
Rotaria sp. Silwood2 is the source of this 1166-nucleotide messenger RNA. Lineage: Eukaryota; Metazoa; Rotifera; Eurotatoria; Philodinida; Philodinidae. The record is from the annotation of a GenBank genome assembly.